Molecule: messenger RNA, 930 nt
Organism: Cucurbitaria berberidis CBS 394.84
Lineage: Eukaryota; Fungi; Ascomycota; Dothideomycetes; Pleosporales; Cucurbitariaceae
Exons: 2
Coding region: 1-930 (309 amino acids)
Source: RefSeq, a predicted model, not a curated record
AUGCACGCCAGGGAGUCCAAGUGGCAGUACUUUCUCUUCUCAUUCUUGUCGAUACUUGCAAUACGCUAUGCGAGCACCUCCUCAUACCUUGCGGUGCCAAACGAGGUCCUGGCCGAUGUUUGCCAAACCCAGGAUCAGCCGAAUCCGAUUGCCUCUCUAUAUCCGAUGAAUGCGACAGGCACUCUUAACGGAACGAUAGCAGUCAUCCCUAUUUCACUUCAGCUAGCACGAAAGCUCAUUCCCAAACAAUAUGGCAUCUUGGAGCAUGCGUACCGCGACCUACUUCCUUCCUUUCCUGAGGGCAUGUAUCCUGCCGUUCUCCAAGCGCUGCAUGAUCACGAAGUUCAAGCUUUUGGCUACCAGAUCCCGGAUUUCACACGCACCGGCAUUGAAUUCCCAUUUGUCGAUCUGCUUGGCGACAACACUACAUCCUUCAAGUGGGCCCCAUCGCUACUCAUGUCCGCCGGCCAUGAGAUCGCCCUGAAAGGGGCAAUGGACUAUGGAACCAAUACUUUCCCCGCUUCCUUUGAGCCCUCGUGCGACGCCUACCGUGCCGUACCUGAUGCAAAGCAGCCUGGAACCACCUCCUUCAGCGCAAAGAGCGCCGACGCUGAUGCAGCAUCCAUCACCACACUGUUCUCGUCAAUACCUGAGCUACCAUAUCCACUAGCCUUGUUCAAAAAUGUCACCAAUCAACCGACCUUUGCUGAUGGAAAGACAUGCGACAACAUGAUUCGACUAUUCAAUACCAGUGUCACGACUACACCGAACCGCAUCGAGACCGUGAAGGGGACUGUAAGAGCCAAAAUACAUCCGUUCGAUAGUGAGCAAGAGUGGCGGAACGUUUACGGCUUGCGAAUGGAUACUGCAUUUAUUGAGAACAAUUACCUGCCAUGCGAAAACUUCCGUGGAUAUGGUGCACAGAAUUGA